GAGAGGAGGCGGUCAGAACCAUAUCUCCUUCUUCCCCCGGGGCGGGGCCGGGCCGGACCAGGCCGGCUGAGCCGGGGGAGGGCCGGCCUGUCUGCCGAGAUGGAUGACAGUAAGGUGGUUGGAGGUAAAGUGAAGAAGCCCGGCAAACGUGGUCGAAAGCCAGCCAAAAUUGACUUGAAGGCAAAACUCGAGAGGAGCCGGCAGAGUGCAAGAGAAUGCCGGGCCAGGAAAAAACUGCGGUAUCAGUAUUUGGAAGAAUUGGUAUCCAGCCGGGAAAGAGCCAUUUGUGCUCUUAGAGAGGAACUGGAAAUGUACAAGCAGUGGUGCAUGGCAAUGGACCAAGGUAAAAUCCCUUCUGAAAUAAAGGCCCUACUCACUGGAGAAGAGCAGAGCAAAUCUCAGCAGAACUCAAGCAGGCACAUGAAAGCUGGGAAGACAGACGCUAACAGCAACUCCUGGUGAAGAUCAUAUAAAAUGAUGAGUCAGUGACUGAAGCCAAUAUUCUGACCCUAUGGAGGAUGAAUAGGC
Budorcas taxicolor (takin) is the source of this 528-nucleotide messenger RNA. RefSeq names its product cAMP responsive element binding protein like 2 (gene CREBL2). The transcript is spliced from 4 exons. NCBI's taxonomy places the organism in Eukaryota, Metazoa, Chordata, Mammalia, Artiodactyla, Bovidae. Bases 100 to 462 code for a protein of 120 amino acids. Gene Ontology annotation, biological process: regulation of DNA-templated transcription. The record is from RefSeq and is a predicted model, not a curated record. Gene Ontology annotation, cellular component: nucleus. Gene Ontology annotation, molecular function: DNA-binding transcription factor activity.